Messenger RNA from Phytophthora infestans T30-4, 306 nucleotides. RefSeq lists its product as uncharacterized. The record is from RefSeq and is a predicted model, not a curated record. The coding region runs from base 1 to 306 and encodes 101 amino acids. NCBI's taxonomy places the organism in Eukaryota, Oomycota, Peronosporomycetes, Peronosporales, Peronosporaceae. The transcript has 2 exons.
AUGCAGGCAAACCCAAGGCAGGUGGAAGGCGGCGAGGGGCGACGACGGCGGCGUCGACACGUGUGGCAGGAGGGUGGCGGUGACGAAAAGAGGAACGGCAGGAAGGCCAGAAAGGGCAGCAAGUGUGGAAGGAGCAAGGAGGACAUCAGCCGCGGGCGGACCCUCAACGGCUAUGGCGGCUUGCCCGGUAGGGUGGGCGGCAGGCUGCCCGGUGGAUGGGAUCCUGUAGGUGGCGCACCGGACUCCGGCUGUACUCUACCACCAGCAGCGAGGAUGCCACCGCCAGGCUCCAUGCAGACCCCAUAA